Marasmius oreades (fairy-ring Marasmius) is the source of this 1506-nucleotide messenger RNA. RefSeq lists its product as uncharacterized. NCBI's taxonomy places the organism in Eukaryota, Fungi, Basidiomycota, Agaricomycetes, Agaricales, Marasmiaceae. The record is from RefSeq and is a predicted model, not a curated record. The transcript is spliced from 5 exons. The coding region runs from base 1 to 1506 and encodes 501 amino acids.
AUGCAACUCAUCCCGUCUCUUGGACAACUCCCCAUACUUCUCAUUGUGAUCAGCUUUGUAUGUUUGGCGUUGGCUGAAGAUAUCAACUCCGGAGGGCUCCAAGUGAGCACUGCGGAGUCUAAAGCUACGAUCCCCAACACUGAAGUAGCAACCUCCAAAGCCAUGAUCCCCAACGCUGGAGUGGCAACCUCUGAAGCCAUGAUCUCCAACACUGGAGUGGCAACUUCCGAAGCCAUGAGCCUCAACACCGAAGUGGCAACCUCUGAAGCCACAACUUCCCCAGUGGUGACUGCUCCUCCAGUAGUGACAAUCCCCAACACUGGAGUGGCAACCUCUGAAGCCACAACUCCCCCAGUAGUGACUGCUCCCCCAGUGGUGACUGCUCCUCCAGUAGUGGCAGUUCCUCCAGUAGUGGUUGUUCCUCCAGUAGUGGCUGUUCCUCCAGUAGUGGCUGUUCCUCCAGUAGUGGCAGGUCCCCCAGUAGUGGCAGGUCCUCCAGUAGUGGCAGGUCCUCCAGUAGUGGCUGUUCCUCCAGUAGUGGCAGCUCCUCCAGUAGUGGCAGGUCCCCCAGUAGCAGCAGGUCCUUCAGUAGUGGUAACGACAGCAACCAAGUCACCACCAACUGAGACUGGUGUUGCAACGUCUUGCCCCAUACCAAAGGAAGUAAAACGUGUGUACUUUGAAACAGAUGAGGAGCUAGAUGCAUACUAUGGCAUCGUCCGACGAGAUAUCAACAGGGACGUCAAGAUCAGAGGUCGUUCUAUCGAGAAGAGAACUAAUGUUUGUGGGUUCCUUGAGUUGAGGGAUCAGGAUGUGGCCAACGACGGAUGCCAAGCUGUUCUUCCCAGUGCCUUUGUGAUUGAUGCUGCUGGGAACCUUGUUGAGCAACAAGUACAAGAUCAGCCAGCGGGUGCUGCUUGUGACCAUAUCAUCGAACUUCAACUCAUCGCAGACGUGAUGCAAAACACCGGUGCCUGCACCGCCGCUGAACUCAUGCUUAAAGCAGGAGGCUUUAAAGCCGCAGGGGCCGGAGCAGUCUCCUUAACUGAAAAAAUGAAGGCUCUCAUUGACACACACAUCGUCCCAGUCGCAAAUGGCCAAAAUAACGUUGUCUUUCUCGAUUCAGGCGUAAACCAAGCCAAGAACAUCUAUGUUCAACAAUUCAAGGGGAUAGCUACUGCCCAACUUCCCCGCGGGGCGGAUGUUAACAACGGUGCAAGCGCGGCAAGGAUCCAGAGUUAUCUGACGAAUGCUGGUAUUGUGGCAAGGACGACCGCGGGGGCUGUGGAUCUUGAUAAUGCUAUUAGGAACUUCUUGAACGCGGCGAAAGUUGAAGCGACGAACGAGUUGGAGAACAGGCAGGCGAAGGCUGGGCAGCAGUGUACGGAGAGGCAGCAGGUGAUAUUUGCGCAGGAUGCGACGACGAUUGAUGCGGAACCUGCGAGGAGUAGUAAUGCGAAUUUUCCGUCUGUACAGGCUCUUUGGGCCAGGAUCUCUGAUGUGUAG